Molecule: messenger RNA, 2178 nt
Organism: Colletotrichum spaethianum
Lineage: Eukaryota; Fungi; Ascomycota; Sordariomycetes; Glomerellales; Glomerellaceae
Exons: 2
Coding region: 1-2178 (725 amino acids)
Source: RefSeq, a predicted model, not a curated record
AUGACCGAAUCGACAUUUGGCACUGGAAGCAUCUUCAAGGAGGUGGCAACGACGAUGGAAGGCAAGGCCACCGUGGUAAAGAUUCCUGUCACCCCUGAACCAGUUCUUGUCGCAGUUCAGACUACCAUCGAUGGCAAGGCAACGGUCUUGUUGGUUGAAUCAACUCCAACAGCAGGAUUUAAGCCAGUCUCGCUUACACUGGUUUCUCAAGUCGGCGGCAGCACUGGCAUCUUUACAACCACUGAUCCGCCGGAGACUGUCACGACCAUGAUCGACGGAAAGGAGACAACAAUAGUGCGGACACCGGUCCCCAGAGAGUUCACUUCGGUCAUUGGAGGUACCCGAACGACAUUUGAAGUCGUCACCACACCCUCAGGCACCAUGCCUCUAUCAUUUACCAUCAUAUCAACCAUUGGUGGGACUGUUAGCACCAUUGUGUCGACUCCGACGCCAAUAACUCUGGUUACUUCGAUUCCUGGAAAGCUAAGCACCAUCACCUCAACGCCCCGGCCCAUUACACGUCUCUCAACAAUAAAGGCAUCUACAGCGACGUUCACUUGGGUCUCAACGCCUACGUCUACAGACUUCGCAGACAAUGUUGUUACCAAGAUCGAAAGGUUCGGCUUUACUAACGGAGAUUACUUUGUCGGCAAGUUUCUCCCAGUAAUUCUGGCCGUAAUGGUUACCAUUCCACUCCGGAUCAUCGAUCUCAACGUGAAACUAUACCAGCCAUUCUUUGCGAUGGCUCAGGAGGGGGGCUCGCUGGGAAAAAACAGUAUCAAUCUCCAAUUCGACGGUUGGAAGGGCAUUCUGACACCAUUCGAGGUUCUCAUGCAGGGGCAUCCGGUUCCUUUCAUCACAACUUUGAUGCUAUGGUCAUCGGCCAUGCUGGUUCCCUUGGCUACUGAAGCGAUCGGCAUGAAGCUCCACGGAAGGUGCAAAGUCACCGCCAUUGAAGGCUGUGGUAUUCAGCUCGGCGUCUCCACGGUGUCUUCCCAUGCGCUUGUCGCGUUACUUGCGUUCAUUAUUCUUCUUCUCCUUGUCCUCCUCUACUUUCUACGCAGUUGGGAGACAGGCCUUCAUGCAAACCCAUGGAGCAUCGCAGGAAUAUCGUCACUCUCCAGGAACCCUGGCGUUCGAUCUCAACAGAUUGACUUCAAGGCUAGCAAAACAGUCGUGGCUGAGAAGACCUUCAUGAUUGGAUACUUCGAGAACAGCCAGGGAAGGAAAGAAUAUGGCAUCAUCUUCUGUGACGAUUCAUCUCGGCAUUUGCAGGCGGCUGCGUCUAGUGCAUUACUUGCUGAUGACGAGCUGGAUGGUACGAUUCAGCGCAAUGUUUCGAAGAAGGCUAGAAAGUCUGUCCCUUUCAUCGCACUCACGUACUGGUGGCGACUGGGGUUUAUCUUUUUUCUCGUUUCACUGUUCAUUUUGGUUCUGUAUUACCACACUACACUCCAGGUUCGAACUUCCUUCAAAGUGGUUACGGACAGCCAAACAUGGGGAGUUCGGUUCUUUCUCUCGGCAUUGGGAGUAAUCAUUAUUUUCUGCUGGGAAUCUAUUUUUGUCAGGUCAUCGAUCCUCCUCACACGUCCGACGAACAGCUUUUAUGGUAUCUACGCUGCCAUCCUUGAAGGCAAUGCUGUUCUCAUGCUUGCGGCGUUCAUGGCAAUCUUGGCGGAGUUUCUUCCCAUCCUUCUCACCAAUAUCCCUUACAAUCUGACGCAGACACUUCCUACUCAUAACAUCUGUGCGGUCACUAGUAUCUCAAUUCUGGCGCUUAUGGUGACGACUCUUGUGGCGAGUCUCUUCAUCAAAUGGCCCGAUAUGCCUGUCGACCCACGCAGCAUCGCUGGUGCCAUGUACUAUAUCAACGAAAGCAGGAUGUUAGAGGACUUUGAGGGAUUAUCAGAAUUGAAUUCUAAAGAAAGAGAGAAGAAAGUAAAGGAGUUGGGCAGGAGGUACUUUUAUGGCACUAUUAGCGGGCAAAAUGGCAGGCGCAUGGGCGUUGAGUCGAUCGAAAGCGUUGAAGAUACGGCAUAUACUGGCGAUCAUUGGUUCUUGCCACAGAUUGAAGUGGACGAUCACGAGAAUGAUGGAUUGAAUACUAUUCAAGAGGGUUAUGAGACGAAUCACGAACGGGCGCAAAGAGUCUACAACAGAGAGGUGGGACUGGUUUGA